UGCGACUAGAGAAGCGCGUGCUUGGUAGGCGGGUGCUCACCGGCGACAGCGUCUUUUGAUCUCAACGUCGUAAUGGACGCAUAGCUACAGAUCGCUGUCGGUGCUACCUCGCCACAGGAGCAUGUGGACAUCCAACCUGGAUUUGGAAUUGGAAGACAGUUGUGACGUCACCACUUCCGGCAUUGGCUCCCACGAAUCAGCGUCACCCACGGUGUACCCGCUCGACAGAAAAAAGAGCGGUGCAGCGCUUUCGCGGGAGGAGCGCCGCCGCCGCCGGCGCGCCACACAGAAGUACCGGCUGGCGCACGCCACGCGCGAACGCGUGCGCGUCGAGGCGUUCAACACGGCGUUCAGUGAGCUGCGCAAGCUGCUGCCCACGCUGCCGCCGGACAAGAAGCUCUCCAAGAUCGAGAUCCUCAAGCUGGCCGUCUGCUACAUCGCCUACCUGAACCAUGUGCUCGGCAGCACCUGAGCUACGUGCGUGGCGGCACUUGAGCUACGUGCGCGGCGGCACGUGGGGGAGGAGGGCGGACGCCUCCGGUCGACAGACAGCGCCUGCGAGUCGACAGACGCGUAGCCGUGAGGUGCUGUGGCGGCCGUACAUGUGCCGGGUGUGGGUGCGGCUUUGGACGCCGGGGUUUUCGGCUUCUGGAAUGCGGCAUCAAGCCCUCGUGUGCUUCGGGGGAUGGCUUAGUCAAGCACGCAGCCAGGAUCUUGCUAAGGGAGGGGGGGAGGGGGCGAGUUUUUUUUAGGGCCGCGGCAACCUGAGGUUUCCCACGGUUUCACUGAAGGGCCUCAAAAUCUGCUGUCAUCGGAUUUAGCUCACACUGGUUUGCACAAAGGCACCAUUUUAUAUCACCACGGGCCUCUUAUCCAAUCCAGAGCCCCAACAUGCUUUUGAAUAUCGUGCAGAGAGUCCAGUCACCAUUGGCAAAUUUAAAGCUCGCAAAAGUAUUACGAGUUCAGGAUUCUUAUGCUGACAGCAUGGACCUGCAUUAUACCACGAGGCAUUGCUUCAACGACGUUACCACGCAAACAUUGGUUAUACUGGCAAUACUCGUCUUCGUGUACAUUGUUUCGCCAGUUCCUCGCGGUAAAUUGAAGCUCGAUAAUCGUCAACAAAAAAUUCUGAGCUGACAACUCCGAAAAACCAGGACCUGCGGCCUUUCCUGCUUAGAUCAAAGAUAAAUAUUCAUACCAUAUAAAUUCCGGCACCCUUCGGACGCCUGUAGCGCUCCCAACUCCCAGGGGCUGGGGGAGGGGUCCACGCCUUCGGCGCUCCUUGGCUGCGUCGUCGGUUUAUGUGGUAGUUCCAGACGUCAGUUCACGGUGGAUUGGUUGUUAUGUGACAGGCAGCGGCCUUGGACAGCUCCCUCGUGCAGGAGGGCGCUGGGGCGACGGCGUGCCACUGAAUUGAACACGCUGUCAGUCCUGGUAUGCCUGGCUCGGAGAUCAGGGAGUUCUAGUCAUGAUGUGUUGAAGUGACGCUUUAAACCUGCACCAAUGCUUUGUUUAGUGUCGGUACAUGUCGCCACAAGCAACAUUGUGCGUGCAGAAAGGCGGCAGACGUAAUCCAUGCACUCGUGCUACACGACGUAACUUUCAAGUGAGCGUUGAGUUAGAGGAAGCAUUUUCUUAUUCUUCUCCACACCAAGGGAAAAAACUAAAUUACACAAAACACAGCUUUUCGACUUCAACAAGCGCUGAGCAAUGAAACAAUGCUACGCUGACACUUCCUGCUUCGACGCGCUGGACUACAGCACUAUGGCUUACACCCCUAUCAUAAAACGGAUGCCACUCCAGUGUGCUCAGCUUCAACAUGUUGAUCUUUGGCACAGCCUGUCUUGGACGCCAUGCAGCUGUGUGUUGCGAGCCCACCCGACAUGGCCUGUUGAUCUCGACACGUUUUGCUUUCUUCCUUGCGCCCGCCGGCAAUCCUGUGCGACGUUGUGGAUGGUGUGAGAGCGUGGUCAGAUGCGGGCGGUUGACGGAGCUCAGGCGUCAGCUGAUGGCUUUGAGUUUAAAGGAGACAGUGCAAUACAUGUGAAGGUGUUCAA
This is a messenger RNA of Pollicipes pollicipes, 2057 nucleotides long. Its product is annotated as helix-loop-helix protein 1. The transcript is spliced from 3 exons. The coding region runs from base 122 to 472 and encodes 116 amino acids. Lineage: Eukaryota; Metazoa; Arthropoda; Thecostraca; Pollicipedomorpha; Pollicipedidae. Gene Ontology annotation, molecular function: protein dimerization activity; RNA polymerase II cis-regulatory region sequence-specific DNA binding; DNA-binding transcription factor activity, RNA polymerase II-specific. The record is from RefSeq and is a predicted model, not a curated record. Gene Ontology annotation, biological process: regulation of transcription by RNA polymerase II.